Messenger RNA from Marasmius oreades (fairy-ring Marasmius), 4926 nucleotides. RefSeq lists its product as uncharacterized. The coding region runs from base 477 to 4880 and encodes 1467 amino acids. The record is from RefSeq and is a predicted model, not a curated record. Gene Ontology annotation, cellular component: fungal-type vacuole membrane; fungal-type vacuole. Gene Ontology annotation, molecular function: ATP binding; ATP hydrolysis activity; ABC-type peptide transporter activity. NCBI's taxonomy places the organism in Eukaryota, Fungi, Basidiomycota, Agaricomycetes, Agaricales, Marasmiaceae. Gene Ontology annotation, biological process: transmembrane transport. The transcript is spliced from 40 exons.
AGACCACACAAGUAGUUUUUAAGUGCAGCGCUGGUAUUCUGUGGUAGAAAGAUCACAUUCCCUACCUGUGGAUGCCUCGCUUCGAAUUCGAAACCUCCAUUGCUCUCGCUAGUUGCACAGUUGCAAGCGCCGCUCUAUUUCUUUACAACCGUCCACGGGAGGAGAAAAUCAAGCUUCCUAUUCAUGGGGAUGAAGCACUAGAAGAAAGUGCCUCGGAGAACACAAUCUCGAACACUUCAGAUCCGUUUGACGUCGUGACACAAGAGGAUUUUAUCGAGGGGUAUCCGGUUGAAGAGGAAACGUUUUGGACACAGGUUCCCUUACACCUAUAAUUGCUAAUACCGUCAAUCCUUACCGCUUCUUCGUUCAUUCAGGUCAAAAGAAGGAAAUUUGGACUCUGCUUUUUGACAGCAACCAUCGUGGUUCUUCAGUGCAUUCAACUAGGGUUGUAUGUGGAAAAUGGCGCAGGCAAUAAUAUGAAACUCGUCGCCCAUUCUUUGAACGUGUACUUCGCGAUUUAUCUGCUUGCUCUAUGUCUCCAGUCCAUAUAUCGUUGCACUGUCGAGCGUCACAGCGAAUCCGUCCUUCAUAUAACGGUCUUAACCACGAUACCUGCCUUACUUCUUACGACCUUGUCCCUCCUUCCUGAAACACCACUAUCCCAAGUGAAUCUACAACGAGUGUCACCAAUCGGAGAUCAUGAUAAUCUGUGGUAUAUCAUGGUCGUGCUCUACCUUUCGGCCUGUAUUCUCGCGUUCACCACGCCUCAAGGUCCCCCGCUUUACUACCCACCAUCCGCUAUAUAUCUCCCAAAGGCUGUAGAGUCUAUCACAAACAAGGAUAAGGAGAAUGUGACGGGACUCGCAGCUUGUUCUCCCUGGGGUUACCUUAUGUUUUCCUACACAACCAAGGUCGUUAUGCUCGGGAAUAUUGCGGAGAGCCUUGAAAUAGGUGACCUACCGAUCCUUCCGGCGAACAUGCGUUGUGUCGUCAAUUUUACACAAAUAAGAAAGAUGGCGGGAACCCUUCGGUUGCGCUUUGGGACGUGGGCUGCUAAGACUGGUUCCGGAUGGAACGUCGCAUAUCAGCUGGUACGAUUAAAUAUCGCCUCUCUAACGGUUCAAUUUUGGAUUGCGGUAUUUUCGGCGAUGCUGUUCUACCUACCGCCGUACUUCCUCAACUUGUUGAUCCUAUACCUGGAAAGUGAUCCUGAAAGACGCGAUAGGAGCUGGGGAUGGCUGUAUGCCUUUGGUCUGAUCAUGUCGAAUGUCAUUGUUUAUCUUCUGACUGCACAACUUUGGUCAAUCUCAACGACGGUUAUACAAACUCGGUUCAGGAUUCAGCUCAACUCGAUUCUCUAUGCAAAGACGCUCGUCCGAAAGGAUGCUAUUUCCUCUUCGGCCUCAGUUCAAAAGGAGAAUGAAACAGCCGAAGAAAAGCAAGACGAGGACGAUUUCUCCACCAAAGCCCAGAUUAUGACUCUUAUGACGACAGAUACGGACCGUGUGAGCGAGUUUGCCUGGCAUUUCUUCACUCUCGUCGAUUCACCCAUUGAGCUGAUCAUUGGAACCUUGUUCGUAUACAAAUUACUUGGCGUGUCAGCAUUAUAUGGUCUACUCGUCAUCGUUUUAUCAAUGCCCAUGAACCAUCUAGCUGGGAAAGUGGUCGUUGAUGCUCAAGAAAACUUGAUGAAAGCUCGCGAUGAAAGAAUCGCUCUUAUGAACGAAGUUCUCGGCGGAAUACGUAUGUUGAAGUUUAUGGCUUGGGAAAGGAGCUUCGAAUCUCGAAUUCUCAAAAUCCGUGAUCGAGAACUCAAGUACCAGAAACUCAAUUAUAAUAUUGAGACAUUAUGGAAUGGAAUAUGGAAUGCUACUCCCGUCUUGGUGACUGUUGUGGCAUUUUUCCACUUCACAGUCAUCCGCGGCCAACAACUCACACCCAACAUUGCUUUCACGGCCAUUACCGUGUUUAACGAGUUAAAGUUCGCCCUCAACGCACUCCCUGAGACUCUGAUCAAUGCGCUACAGGGAUUUGUGUCUCUUCGACGUAUAGAAAAAUACCUCAACACAGCUGAAGUCGACUCGGUACCUCCCCUCGACCAGCAGUCGCAAACAAUCGCCUUCCAAUCAUGCACUAUAACGUGGCCUCAAGACCGCGCACAAAGAAGCGCUGCGCCCUCCGCAGUCUCUACUCCCAGACAGAAGUUUGUUCUAUUAGACUUGUCCCUCAAGUUCCCCACGAACGGAUUCUCUCUCGUAUGCGGUAAAUUGGGAUCUGGAAAAACAUUGCUACUCCUUGCAUUGCUCGGAGAGGCAGAUAUUCUUGCCGGGCAAGUAGUUUGCCCUCGGUCACCGCCAAAUGCAAUCGCAUCAUAUAUAGACAUGCAGUCCGGCGAGAAGUGGAUUGUGCAAGGACUAUGUGCAUAUGUUCCUCAGAUGGCUUGGUUACGAAACGCAUCUAUUAAAGACAACAUUCUCUUUAACCUGCCCUACGAUGAAGCCAGGUAUCAGAAAACACUCGAGGUGUGUGCCUUGAUAACAGACAUGGAUAUCUUAGAGGAUGGCGAUGAAUCCGAAAUCGGGGAACGUGGGGUCAAUCUAUCAGGAGGACAAAAGGCUCGAGUGUCUCUUGCCCGAGCAGUUUAUUCCAGAGCGUCAAUUCUAUUUUUAGACGAUGUUUUGUCUGCCGUUGACGCCCACACUGCCCACCAUCUCUAUUACGAAUGUCUCAAGGGAGAGCUGAUGAAGGACAGGACUGUCAUCCUGGUUUCUCAUCAUGUUCAAUUAUGCGCACCUGGUGUAGACUACAUUGUCGCUCUCGACAAUGGACGAGUUCAGUUUACUGGUGAUUACACAGCAUUUCAGCGGUCUGGAGUAAUCAGGACUCUCGUCCAGUCUACUGUGGAUGACAAGGCAGAUGGAGAUGACGAACAAGCUGUAGAAGCCACCCUCGAGAAAAAAGACUGCAGCGGUCCCGGCUCCGACUCCGCAACCUUCGUUAACGCGUCCACGCAGAGCAAAGUAAAGAAAACUGUUCGCAAACUGGUUGAAGAAGAAACGCGUGCGAUUGGGCGUGUUCGCAAGGAUGUUUGGGCGACAUACCUUGAAGCAUGCGGACGCUAUGGGUACUGGUUUCUGUUCAUGAUUGUCUUUGUCGUAGCUGCUUUAAGUCCUGUUGCGGAGAACGGGUGGCUCAAGAUAUGGUCUGGAGCUGUCCUGGGUGAAGAUGGAGAGCAAGGAUCGGAUCGUGGACCUUUGUUCUAUGUUGGCAUCUAUGCCGCAGUCACAUUAAUUGGGUUGGUGCUUACGACGAUACGCUGGUUUGUUCUCUAUCGUGGAUCUAUUAAUGCCUCUGUGGUUUUGUACAAAAGACUGCUGGAAGCCGUUCUCUUUGCGGACGUUCGCUUCCACGAUACAGUAUCACGAGGUCGAUUGCUGAACAGGUUCGGAAAGGAUUUCGAAGGAAUCGAUAGCAGUCUCUCUGAUAACUUCGGUCGUACUGUAACCUAUGGUCUUUCGAGUGUCACCACACUAGUGACUGUAGCUAUAGUCGGUGGCUUCCCAUUUGUGAUCGCGGCUGCUGUAUUAGGCUUGCUUUAUUACAAUGUUGGAAAGUUCUACGGCCAAACGUCUCGAGACAUGAGAAGACUAGACUCUGUUACUCGUUCGCCCAUAUACUCGAUCUAUGGAGAAACGAUAGCCGGUGUGACCAUUCUCCGUGCGUUUGGAGCAUCCUCAAAGUUCUUGAGAGAUAUGCUUCGAUGUCUGGAUACAAAUGUUAAUCCUUACUAUUGGAUGUGGGGAGUCAACAGAUGGUUGUCUGUACGUUUCAACUUGCUAUCCUGUGGCAUUGUGGGGGCAAUGGCUGUGGUUGCCGUGUGGAAUCCAGGUCUCAGUGCCUCUAUCGCCGGUUUCUCCCUUGCAUUCGCAAGUACUAUCACUGGCGACCUUCUUUUCAUGGUACGGAGAUUCGUGGGAUUGGAGCAGUCGAUGGUGGCCUUGGAACGAGUCAAAGAGUAUUCUGAAUUGAAGCGAGAAGCUCCUGAGUUCGUGGAACCGCGACCCCCAGCAUCGUGGCCGACCAAAGGGGAGAUUAGAUGCGAAAAUCUAGUCAUCCGUUACGCACCAGAGUUACCAGAUGUCCUUCAUCGGUUGAAUUUCGAAAUCAAACCUGGUGAAAAGGUUGGAAUCCUCGGUCGAACGGGUAGUGGCAAAAGUACUCUCGCUCUGUCAUUUUUCCGAUUCGUUGAAGCAACCGAGGGCCGUAUCUUGGUUGAUGAUAUCGACAUUGCAAAAAUUGGUUUAACGGACCUUCGAAGCAGGUCCACGAUUAUACCUCAGGAUCCUACGAUUCUGUCGGGAACGUUAAGGUCCACCCUCGAUGUUUUUAAUGAAUAUGAGGACGCUGAGAUUUUCGAAGCUUUACGCCGAGUCCAUCUUAUUCCAAGUUCGCAUGAAAUUGAGGAGGAAGAUCAAGAGGUAAACGCAAACAUUUUCCGUAAUCUAGAUUCCUCAGUCUCGGAAGGGGGUGACAAUUUCUCUACUGGUGAAAAACAAUUAUUAUGUAUGGCAAGGGCUAUCUUGAAGAGAUCUAAAGUACUUGUCAUGGACGAGGCUACCGCUAGUGUCGACUAUUCGACGGAUGAGCUGAUCAGUCAGACAAUUCGGCAAGAGUUCGCCGACAGCACGAUAUUAACCAUCGCACAUCGACUUCGUACUGUUAUUGAUUAUGACAGGAUAAUGCUUUUAGACCAAGGCCGCAUCGUAGAGUUUGAUCGGCCCCAAAAACUUCUUGCACAACCAUCGUCAAAGUUCUAUGCGUUGUGCAAAGCCACUGGGAAGGACGAGUUUGCCACACUUAAAAAACUAGCGGGUGUUUAAUGUACAGUAGAGCAUACUUACAUAUGGGGUACGGACCGGGCUUGUC